Messenger RNA from Myiozetetes cayanensis, 654 nucleotides. RefSeq names its product POU domain, class 4, transcription factor 1-like. NCBI's taxonomy places the organism in Eukaryota, Metazoa, Chordata, Aves, Passeriformes, Tyrannidae. The coding region runs from base 1 to 654 and encodes 217 amino acids. The transcript is spliced from 3 exons. The record is from RefSeq and is a predicted model, not a curated record.
AUGCUCUGGAGCCUACGCCAAAGUCGCUCUCAGAAGUAUUUCGGCUACUCGCCAGGGCGCACAUGGGGGGUGCUGAGGCUCGGGGCCGAGGCCGGCGCCUCAUCUCCCGACUGCCCGGCACAGCGGUCAGUGCGUCCGCCCCCGGACAAGCUGCCCCGGCUUUGCUGCUGCUGCAGCAGCGGCGGGGCGGGGCGGGGCGCGGCCCCCCCGCGAUGCGCGCAAGGACAGCGGGCUCCGGGGCACGGCGGGGGGGUCGGGCUGCAGCCUGGAGGCGGCCGUGGCGGGGCGGGCUGGGGAGCGCCGCAAGGAUACGGCACACGCACCAACCCUCCCCCGCACACGCACCCGCGCUCCCGCCCUCUCCCCACCCCCGCACCUGCUUCCUCGCCGUGGGCCGGCGGGGCGGGGCGGCGUGUUGUGCUCGGUAACCAGGGAGCUGCGCCGGGCGCGUCGAGGUGCGGUGCGGCGCGGUGCGGUGCGGUGCGGUGCGGUGCGGUGCGGUGCGGCGCGGCGGGCGGAGGUGCUGAGGUUGUUUUCCCUGGUCCUAUGAGGGCCAGCAUUGGACUGGAGGCAUCUGACUGCCCCAGGGAUGCUGUGACACGGCUGAGGGUUGAAUGCAAAAACGGAAGCAGUCCAAGAUCCUCAUCUCACUGA